Molecule: messenger RNA, 474 nt
Organism: Nicotiana tabacum (common tobacco)
Lineage: Eukaryota; Viridiplantae; Streptophyta; Magnoliopsida; Solanales; Solanaceae
Source: RefSeq, a predicted model, not a curated record
AUGGCGCAAUUUGUCAAAGGGCCGGUGGAAGGUCUCGGAAAGGAUGCGACAAUGAGACCCAUGUUUGGUGAUGAAGAAGUUUCACCACCUAUCUCGAAAUCGGCGAAGGAGAAUAAGAGGAAAAGGGCCUCGAACUCUGAGGGUCAAAAACCCAAGAAGAGAACAACCCGUAAACCCAAGGAAGAAGAAGAAGAAGAAGAAGAAGAAGAAGAAGAAGAACAGAAAGAAGUUGAUUUUGGGCUGGUGGCCCGUGCGCGAGCUAGCACCGAGAUUCAGAGAACUCCAGAACCGGUGUUAGUUGAUGCUGCUUCUUCUAGGUUUGAUGAGGUAGAGGAGGAGACUUCGGCCCAAGUCCCCGAGUCGAUGGGAACCGAAGUAGUUUUAUCUCGGGGUGAAGAGACCCUUGAAGAGGCGGUGGAUGUCGGUACAGAAACCGGGCUUGAGGCUCCCCAAGAGACCCACUUGGGGAAAUAG